AUGCCAAAGGCCAUUCCAGACAUCCAGCCUUGCUUGUUAGAGUCAGGUGAUGUGGAUAUACGUAUUUUGGAGUUCAUCAGUCUAGCUGUGGGACUGGUUAGCAUCAGAGGGGUGGACAGUGGCCUCUACCUUGCCAUGAACAGCAAGGGAGAACUCUACGGAUCGGGCAAGCUGUCAGCAGAAUCCGUUUUUAGGGAGCAAUUUGAAGAAAACUGGUACAACACCUACUCAUCCAACAUCUACCGGCAUGGAGAAAGAGGUGCUUAUUACUUUGUUGCUCUGAACAAAGAUGGGACAUCCCGUGAUGGAACAAGGUCGAGGCGACAUCAGAGGUUCACUCACUUCCUACCAAGGCCUGUAGACCCAGAUAGAGUACCAGAGCUCUACAGGGACAUACUGGGCCAAAGCUGAGACUUAAGGGAUGUUACCAGGACCAUGUCUGACCAAAAAAGCAACCCAAAUGCACCUAAUCCUAACUCCUUCUUGAGGGAUGGAAGCUCUUGUUGAUCUGGACAAAACAGGAUCAUAAAAAGUGCGCCAAAUCAACACUGUCCACCGAUAGCAUGGAGGAUGGAAAGAGACUCUCUCCGAACCUCACAGCUGGGGAGUUUGACGGAACACCAGGGAUCUUCUGUGGACAAUGUUAAGGCCCCAUUACAGAUACAGACUCCUGGGCCCCUAAUAUUGCUCCUGUAUUGGCCUAAGCAGUGGCCUGGGUUGCCAAACUGAUUAAUGGAUUUUGUUUGAAUUUCCACUACUUAAAUCCAACUACAUGCUGGUCCAAACUGCAUGUUAAUGUGACCACAAGUGUGGGAUCUACUAAGUGAGAUUAACAACUGGCUGCUAGUAGCUUUAUUGCUGUGACUGGUUAGUCUUUUCAAUUCUACUUUUUUCAGUUAGUAUAUUCGAAACAGUUCUGUGGCUGCUAAAUAACUGAUUUAUUAAAAUGCUUAACCCACUAUACAGUGUGGCUGGUUUACACAAAAAAAGUAGUUUCAUGCACUGGAAAUCAGCCUUGUCUGUUGUGGGAAACAGGUCUGAGAGCUGGGGAAUUACCUUUAUCAGACUGAGUGUUGAGAUGCCAUGGGUGGAUUCCCUUUGAAAUUGCUCCAAAGAGAGAUGCUGCUCAGAAAAAUAUGAAUUUUCUACAAAGUGCAUGAGGAACAAGAGAAGAUGUACGGAUGCAAUGGAGUUUUACAAGGACUUCUUCUGUGGUUUCCUGUGGUGGUAUACUGCGUGUUCUGUUGGAAUUCUAGAGACUCAUUCUUGAACCCAGUGAAGAAACUCUUUUGUUCUUCCACUGAUGGCAGCCACAAGGAGCACGGGUACCGACAAAGACACCUUUACAAACCUGUUGACAGAUUGUAUUCUUAUUUAUGAGUUUUUGUUUCCUAGGACAUAUAGUAUAUUUAUUUCAUAUAUUUAUUUAUUUUGAGAA
Molecule: messenger RNA, 1438 nt
Organism: Etheostoma cragini (Arkansas darter)
Lineage: Eukaryota; Metazoa; Chordata; Actinopteri; Perciformes; Percidae
Product: fibroblast growth factor 9-like
Exons: 3
Coding region: 1-411 (136 amino acids)
Biological process (GO): positive regulation of cell population proliferation; positive regulation of protein phosphorylation; positive regulation of gene expression
Cellular component (GO): cytoplasm
Molecular function (GO): fibroblast growth factor receptor binding; growth factor activity
Source: RefSeq, a predicted model, not a curated record